Molecule: messenger RNA, 3847 nt
Organism: Culex quinquefasciatus (southern house mosquito)
Lineage: Eukaryota; Metazoa; Arthropoda; Insecta; Diptera; Culicidae
Gene: twin
Product: CCR4-NOT transcription complex subunit 6-like
Exons: 7
Coding region: 1009-2646 (545 amino acids)
Biological process (GO): nuclear-transcribed mRNA poly(A) tail shortening
Cellular component (GO): CCR4-NOT complex; cytoplasm; nucleus
Molecular function (GO): poly(A)-specific ribonuclease activity; protein binding
Source: RefSeq, a predicted model, not a curated record
AAGAAGCUUCCUCCGCCAACCAGUUUUGUCAAGUCGCAUGAAAGAAGAGCUCGACCGAAUCCACCAAAACCGAACCAUCAUCGCGCAAAAAAAAAGGCAAGCAAAUCGCAAAAUCGUAAAUUUGCCCCGUCGAAAAAAAGCUGUACAAUCCUUUCGGUGUUCCGCCAAGCUUUCAACGCGCGCGUUUCCGACUGUCCGCGACUCCGGCCAUAUCCGUGGUUCCGAACCUUCAAAAUCGAGAAAAUUCCGUGUUUGAACCCGUCGUCGUCGCCGCCGUCGUGCCACCUCCGCUUCUCGUCCACAAACCCGCCGUGAUUCCGUCGUCGGUUCGCAGCUUGCAAGCGAAAAGUGGUCCCGCUGCACUGUCCGGGGGCGCCGCCGCGAGUCAAAUUUGAGAGUUGUUUUGUUUUGGUUUGAUUUUGCCGAAGAAGGAACCGUCUCCCGGGGGACAUUGUUUCAGAAGCAACAACAACAACAUCAGUGCUGCUGUGGGAGGUUCCGCGACGGGCCCUGUUGUGUGGACACAGCGUCUACGGUCUUGGGAAUAUUCGCGGAGGAGGAGCAGGAAGAUUUCGUUCCGGAAGUGCGCGUGUGGGACCAUCCCGCGAGUGUGUGUGUGUUUGUGCGUAUUUUUUUGUUUGUGUCCCCGCGACGACCCUUUCCCGCCCCGGGUGUGCAUUUGUACGUGUGUGAUCCGGAAGCAGCAGCAUCGGAACACGGCGUCCGGAAGUAGAUGAAGGAUCCAUCUACGUCGCGGCCCAAGAUACGUCCGGAAGCGUCAACCAGCGCCAGCCGCUUGCAGCAGCAGCCGCCACCGCACCGCAUUGCCCACCUUGACACGGCCGCAGCAGCGUCGUGUCCUCCUCUUCUUGCCACCGUCGUCGUCGCCACCACCGGGUCGAAAAGUUCCGCGAAACCCGCUCCAACGCCGCUGACGGUGAAGGUGGUGACGCCGCCGCCCAUUUCCUCCCCGCGUAGCACAAUCCGGAGACAACGCCGCCGAAGAAGAUGUCCCGAAAUAAAGACAAGUACGACAACAACAACCCCCGGCGGCAGCAGACGUUUCUCACGGCGGAGGACAUCGCGUCCGGCAAGAAGACCUGCUGGCACGGCGUCGAGAUAACCGGCAGCGUGCGCAACCUCAGCCCGACGCUGUGGAAGUUUGAGCACCUGACCGCGCUCUACCUGAACGACAACUGUCUGAUGCGGCUGCCGCACCAGAUCGGCCAGCUCGUCAACCUGCGCACGCUGGACCUGUCCAGCAACAAGCUGCGCAGCCUGCCGGCCGAGCUGGGCGAGCUGAUACAGCUGCGGGAGCUCCUGCUGAACAACAACCUGCUGCGGGUGCUGCCGUACGAGCUCGGCAAGCUGUUCCAUCUGCACGUGCUCGGGCUGCACGGGAACCCGCUCGGCAAGGACGUCAUGUCGAUCUACAACGAGCCGAACGGAACGAACAAGCUGCUCACGUACAUGCUCGAUAAUCUGUCAGUGUCCGUAGCGCCGCCACCGCAACGUCCCUGGAUCCCGCUGGCGAGGCCAAAUCGGUCCCGGGGUGCAUGUAUAUUCACCGUCAUGUGCUAUAACGUACUGUGCGAUAAGUACGCCACCAGACAGAUGUACGGCUACUGCCCGAGCUGGGCCCUGAGCUGGGAGUACCGGAAAAAGGCCAUCCUGGACGAGAUCCGGCACUACUCGGCGGACAUCAUCAGCCUGCAGGAGGUCGAGACGGAUCAGUUUUUCAACUUCUUCAAGCCCGAGCUGAAGAACGACGGGUACGAGGGCAUCUUCUCGCCCAAGUCGCGCGCCAAAACCAUGUCCGAGAGCGACCGGAAGUACGUCGACGGGUGCGCCAUCUUCUUCCGGUCGAGCAAGUUUUCGUUGAUCAAGGAGACGCUGGUGGAGUUCAACCAGCUGGCGAUGGCGAACGCCGAGGGCUCGGACAACAUGUUGAACCGGGUGAUGCCAAAGGACAACAUCGGGCUGGCGGCGCUGCUUAAGGUGAAGGAGAGUGCGUGGGAGGGUUUGACGGUGGAGCAGGCCGCGAUCUCACAGCCGAUUCUGGUGUGUACGGCGCACAUCCACUGGGAUCCGGAGUUUUGCGACGUCAAGCUGAUCCAGACGAUGAUGCUGAGCAAUGAGAUCAAGACGAUACUGGACGAGGCAAGCCACAGCUUCCGGCCCGGCCACAAGUACGACACGAACAACGUGCAGCUGGUGCUGUGCGGUGACUUCAACUCGCUGCCGGACUCGGGCGUGAUCGAGUUCCUGAGCGCCGGCCGUGUAUCAAUGGACCAUCAAGAUUUCAAGGAGCUGGGCUACAAAUCCUGCCUGCAGCGUAUAUCAAAUUGUGAUACACCAAAUGAAUUUACUCAUUCCUUUAAGCUAGCGUCUGCGUACAGUGAAGAUAUAAUGCCAUAUACAAAUUAUACAUUCGAUUUUAAAGGUAUUAUUGAUUAUAUAUUUUACUCGAAGCAAGGUAUGGUCCCGCUCGGUCUACUCGGGCCGAUCUCGGGUGAGUGGCUGCGGGAGAACAAGGUGGUCGGCUGCCCCCAUCCGCACAUACCGUCGGACCACUUUCCGCUGCUGGUGGAGCUCGAGCUGAUCCACAUGGCGAGUAACCAGAACGGCCUCAUCGGUCGGAGGUAGCAAUAAAACUGGCGCAAAACAGCCGCCGCCGUCGCCGCAGCGGCCCCAGCAUCCACCACAAAACAAUAAGAAUCAUCAUCACUCUAAAGCAGCAGCAGCAGCCGGAACAACACCACGUGGCAGACGUAGCACUAGUACCAGCAGCAGCAGUAGCAAAUUGAACAAAAAUCUAGCAGGCCCCGGGCCCUGCCCAAUCUAGUACCACCAAUUUGACCUUGACGACACCAAGAAGACUACGACCAUCACCAGCACCAGCAAACAGCGCAGAGCCUACUUCUCCCAAGUACCAACACAGCACACACCCACGUCAACACACAACGACGGAAAGGCAGAGCCGGAACCUCCCUCCACAAAAAAACAGCAGUUAGGGAGGGAAUGUUAGUAAGAUCAAGCGCGCGCGAGAGAGAGAGAGAGGUUUGAAUCUCAGCUAAAAGACCAAUCAAACGCAACCAUGCAAUAGUUUAAUCGAUGAAUGCGCGCGCACCGUGAAAUCGAGAUAGUGUCCAAAAAGUGAGCAAAAAAACCCAAUUUAGUUUUGUCCCCACCCUCUUCUAAGCGCCCUUCGGGAACCCUGCGGGUUUCACCCCGGAGGCGUCAGUUUUGUGAUAUUUAUUUUUUACUUAGGAUUUUACUUUAAAUUGUACAAACUCAACAAAACAAACAAAAAAAAAGCAAAAGAAAAUCACAAACUUUUUCGACCAAAAACAAAGCAACCAACACACAUUCAUCGAUUGUCGAUUAAUCUAGUACUACAACCGGAACCGGAAAGCUUUAGAAAACAAAACAAAAAAGGAAACUGUAAAAAAUGGCCCCUCACAAGCCUCUCUCUGCAUGUUUUUGUGUUCGUCAAAUCCCGCGUAGGCUACUUGGAUCCAACCACAAACUCACACACACACACACACACACACACACACACACACUUCGCAUGGCAAACUGGAAAAAAAAUCAGCACCAACCUUUUUAAUUACUCUGGAUUUAUAUUUCCUUUUUCGGUACUACAGUAGAUUCACCCACCCUUUUUUGUUUAUAUUUUUUUUCUCGGAAAACGUGUAGGCAAAGUAUUUUGAGCUCCUAGAAUGUAAGACUGUAAUUUGUAGCAACCGGAAGAAGAAGAGGCAGUAGGGCAAAGAGCGCGUUUAUCUGCGACGAAAGCGCACGAACAAAGUAAGAAACCAAAUAACAACAUUUAAUGAAAAAAAAA